Molecule: messenger RNA, 246 nt
Organism: Cantharellus anzutake
Lineage: Eukaryota; Fungi; Basidiomycota; Agaricomycetes; Cantharellales; Hydnaceae
Exons: 3
Coding region: 1-246 (81 amino acids)
Source: RefSeq, a predicted model, not a curated record
AUGUUCUCUCUAAGCUUAUUUGUGCAAUUUUUCUUUCCAGGUGUCGAGCGGUCCGUCUCUGAUUGCAUUGGGAGAGAGGCACUCCAUCGGGGCGCUCCAACGGCGCCGGGUGGGCAUCAGCCCUGCAGAUCGGUUGCACUGCAUGAUGUCCACCCAGCAGGUUUGGCCGAAUAUCUAUCGCUGCCCUCCUUGGGCAAGGCUGCGAGUUAUGGUGCGUGGACCAAAGGUGCUUUGUAUAUCCCUUGA